AUGAGUCAUAAGAUUUUCUUCCUUUGUCCUUUAUUCGUCGUGUUAAUAGUCAUCCAGAAAAUCGAUGCUGUGGAUUACUCUGUUACCAACACGGCGGCAAACACCCCUGGCGGUGCCCGUUUCAACCGAGAUAUCGGAGCUCAAUAUAGUCAACAAACACUGGCAGCUGCCACUUCCUACAUAUGGAAUACCUUCCAGCAGCAGAAUUCUCCAGCUUGCCGUAAAAACGUACCAAAAGUAAGCUUGUUCAUCGAUGACAUGAGCGGAGUAGCUUUUGCCAUCAACAAUGAGAUUCAUGUUAGUGCAAGGUAUAUCCAAGGUUAUUCUGGGGAUGUUAAGAGAGAGAUCACUGGUGUAUUAUACCACGAAAGUGCUCAUAUUUGGCAGUGGAAUGGGAAUGGUAAGGCUCCUGGAGGAUUAAUUGAAGGGAUUGCUGAUUAUGUGAGGCUCAAAGCUGGUCUUGGUCCAAGCCACUGGGUGAAACCAGGUCAGGGUGAUCGUUGGGACCAAGGCUAUGAUGUGACUGCUCAAUUUCUUAGUUACUGCAACAGUUUAAGAAAUGGAUUUGUGGCACAGCUUAACAAAAAAAUGAGAAAUGGUUAUAGUAAUCAGUUCUUUGUUGACUUACUAGGAAAGACAGUUGAUCAACUUGGGAGUGAUUAUAAAGCUAAAUAUCGCAACUAA
Molecule: messenger RNA, 684 nt
Organism: Solanum verrucosum
Lineage: Eukaryota; Viridiplantae; Streptophyta; Magnoliopsida; Solanales; Solanaceae
Exons: 2
Coding region: 1-684 (227 amino acids)
Source: RefSeq, a predicted model, not a curated record